AUGGCUGACACGGGAAAAGGAAAGGCGGCUGGUGCUGCUGCUGUUGGCUCCUCAGCCACGGACAAACUCGGCGAAGCGGAGGUGCUGAACCUCGUCCUGGACUACCUGGCCACCAAGGGCUUCACGGAGGCGGAGCAGACGCUUCGCCAGUCAGUGUCGGCGUCUGGAGGGAGCCCGAAGAAGGGCCGUAACUCCAACCAACAGUCCGGGUCCCGCCUCGAGGACUUGCUGGAGAAGUCCCACGUCGCCCACUCCUUCGGCGCCGCCAGCUCGAAGCGUCGCCGCACUCACCUCGACGCCGUCCUCGCCGGGGUUUCGCCGGAUGAGGAAGAGGACGCGUCGACGGCUGCCGCGGCGGCGACGGCGGCCGAAACGACGCCCGACAAGGAGGUAAGCAUGGCGACCAAGAUCACUUCCUACAACCCCUGCAAGAACGACCCUUACGGCGCCAGCAGCAUGCCCAUCUACCAGGUGUCGACUUUCGCGCAGCCGUCGGCUACCACGUUCGGCGACUACGACUACACGCGAUCCGGCAACCCUACGCGUCUAGCUCUCGAGAAGCAGAUCUGCGAGCUUGAGGAGGGACACAAGGCCUUCGCCUUCAGCACGGGCAUGGCGGCCCUGUCCGCCGUGACCCGCCUCGUCAAGACGGGCCAGGAGAUCAUCCUCAACAACGACAGUUACGGCGGCACCUACCGCCUCCUCAGCAAGGUGGCUGCUCGCAUGAACGUCAAGGUGCGUUACGUGGACAUGUCGGGAAGUGCUGGUCCUGCCAACCUGGCCUCCAUCAUCACCGAGAACACCAAGCUCGUGAUGAUCGAGUCUCCCACCAACCCCAUGCAGCGCAUCCUCAACAUCCCGGACAUCUGCCGGGUGGCGCACUCGAAGAAGCCGAUCGUCCUCGGUGCGGACCUGAUCGUGCACAGCGCCACCAAGUUCAUCUCGGGACACGCUGACGUCAUGGCCGGGGUCGUGGUCUGCAAGAACCAAGAGCUUUCGGAGCAGAUCUACUUCUUCCAGAACGCCGAGGGUACCGGUCUGAGCCCCUUCGACUCGUGGCUGCUGCUCCGAGGAGUCAAGACCAUGCACAUCCGCGUGGAGAAGCAGCAGGAGAACGCCAUUCGCGUUGCCCGCUUCCUCAAGGCCCACCCCUGCACCACACACGUCUACUACACGGGCCUCGAGUCCCACCCUGACUACGACAUCCACACGGCACAGGCCAGCGGCGGAGGCAGCGUGGUCUGCUUCCGCACAGGCUCUCUCGCGUUCUCGCAGCACAUCGUAUCGGUGACCAAGCUUUUCAAGAUCACCGUGAGCUUCGGCAGCGUGAACAGCCUCAUUUCCAUGCCCGCAGCCAUGUCCCACGCAUCCAUCCCGGCGGAGGUACGCGCCGCCCGCGAGUUCCCCAACGACCUGGUGCGUCUGUCGAUCGGCAUCGAGUCUGCGGAAGACCUCAUCGCGGACCUCACCAAGGCCAUGCAGUCUUACACCGCUCCGGGCCCUUCAGCAGCCGCCAAGGCUGCGGCCGCCGCCUCCACUUCCGCCGAGCAAUAGUGCCGCCACUCGGUGCAGUGUGUAGAGGUGUCGCGUUUUUUUUUUUAAGAGACGCAAUUGCUGCUGCAUGCGUGUGUGUGUUACGUUAGCGCCGACCGGCUGACCAAUGAGAUAUAAAGUCAGAGGGGGGCACCAUGGAAGAAGUUGUUUGCGUUUGUGUGUGUGUCGAGAACAGACACAUGGGUGUGUCAAAAAGACACGAUGGCUUGAGUUGGAGGUGCGUCCUUGUGAUGGCGCGGCUCCUGCUUCAUGCCCACGAUUUUUUUUUUGUCGAAAACCGAGGUGUGUCGUGGGAAAGCCACGGCGGCCAUCGAGGCUUCGAUGGUAAAUGCACGUCGCAUCGUUGUUUUAUGCCGUUGCCAACCAGUUCUUUGUUGAGGAGGGCAAGAUUUGACAUGACACGGUAAUUUACUGAAUUGCAUUUGAUCAUUCUUUGGGUUUGUAGCUGUAUGGGAUGGGCCGAUUGUGCGCGGUACGGAUGUUCGUUAUCC
Ectocarpus siliculosus is the source of this 2045-nucleotide messenger RNA. NCBI's taxonomy places the organism in Eukaryota, Phaeophyceae, Ectocarpales, Ectocarpaceae. The record is from the annotation of a GenBank genome assembly.